Molecule: messenger RNA, 2627 nt
Organism: Poecilia reticulata (guppy)
Lineage: Eukaryota; Metazoa; Chordata; Actinopteri; Cyprinodontiformes; Poeciliidae
Gene: pcnp
Product: PEST proteolytic signal containing nuclear protein
Biological process (GO): proteasome-mediated ubiquitin-dependent protein catabolic process; protein ubiquitination
Cellular component (GO): nucleus
Source: RefSeq, a predicted model, not a curated record
AUGCCAGAGAAAGAUAUGAUGGCGGAUAACAGGCCUAACAGGAAAAAUAGCUCCGACGACGGAGGUGAUACUUGUGCUGUUUUGAUGUUUAAAAUCUAGUUAACACAUAAAAACUGUUAAAUAUUAUAUUGAUGUGCUACCCAUUUGCUUAAAAGAAGCUCGUCCUACAAAUAGACGUUUUGUGAUCUUCAACGAGAGAACUACAUGUUAGCUUUAGCUGGCUACUGCUAGUAUCAUUAACGCUGGAUUAAGGCUACAAAUAAUGUUACUUAAAGUGUGUUAAUGAGGCUACAAACCAUGAGCGAAGAGAAUUACUGAUCAUUUACAUGAGUUGGGGUAACGGUAGUCUUUUGUUAUUUGCUUAGUUAAGCUAAAAAUUUGCUAAGCUAACUUAGCACAGGUUGUUCCAAGGUAAACCUCUUGAUGCAAGAGGAAUUGGAGACGCAAUUAAAUUAUUUUAUGAUUUAUUGAUGGCUAGAUAAAAUAAUAAAAUAAGCAACUGCGUUCAGCUUUGAAUGCUGUUGGCUUUAUUUUGUCAUUUUUAUUUGGCUCGUGUUAAAUGCCAGAUAAAAAUGUGUCUUAAUUAAAAUCACACAAUCAGUUAUCUGUAUGGUUUGUAUCGGAUUGAAACCACUAUGAAUUUUUGUUUUAAGGUAACCAUGCAUCGAUAGUAAUAGUAGUAUGUUAAAUAUAAUAAUUAGCUUUUUAAAGAAUAUGCUCUGUUUAUGCUGCAUUAUAGUAGUGAUAUUCAUGUGCAUUAUUUUUCACAAAUCCUGAAUAUACCUUUUAAUAUAAUUUUUCAUAUUUGAUCAUUGUUUUGUUUCCCCCCACCCCCAACACAUCAAAAACCAUUUACUGAGUUAGGGGAAAAGGCAUUGAAAUAAUCUGCCUACACUGCCUACUAUGUAGUGUAGGUAGUCACUACAUUGUGAUUACCUUGAUAUAAAGUAGAAAGGCUGCAUGAUCAAGUUUAAAGGCAUUUUAAAUAUGUUUUUAAGAAACUAACCUUUUAUUCUAGAAUAAUUUGACUAGCACUGUCACUGUUAAGAUGGCAGCUGCAGUGACUUCAGUGUAUCAAUUCAUGUUUUCUUCUAGUUUGUAAUAUCUGCAGAUUUACUAGUGUUAUCCUUGGCUUCAUAUGUGGUGUAUAAACUAUCAGCUACUGCCAUUAACUGUGACGUUCAUGAAUAAGACUUGUAAUCUGAAUUCUAAGCAAAUAAGAACCUUAAAUUGUAGCUUUGAACACUCCCCGGUCCCACAAAGCAGUUGUUCACCUUGCACUGGGGGGGGAGAUGGCACUGCUGUCAAACGCACAUCUCAGCAUCUUAACCCUGAAGACGAGGACGAGUCCUCAGCAGACCAACCAGCACCAUGCAAAACCUCCAAAAUUGGCUUCAGCAUGGGCAGUAAAAUGGCAAAGAAAUCAAACCCUAUUUCUAUCAAACUAGGAGCAACGAAACCCAAGGAGGUAGUGCCACCACUUCCUCCAAAAAAGCUGGUGUCAGUUUUUGACGAAGAUGAUGAUAGCGAACCAGAAGAAAUGCCCCCAGAAGCAAAGAUGAGGAUGAAGAACAUUGGGAGGGAGACCCCAACAUCUGCAGGCCCCAACUCCUUCAACAAGGGCAAGCAGGGCUUCUCUGAUAAUCAGAAACUCUGGGAGAGGAAGCUGAAGGCCCAAUCUGACAAGUAGUAAAUCACUGCCACAAAGUUCUGUCACUAAAUGACAUUUUUAUACUUGUUAACGUUGUGAGAUAUCUACGAAGGCUCUCAUUUUUGUCGCUGUAGCCUCGGUUUGUACAACUCGGCGCACAGUAGUGAAGGCUACUUUCAGUCUUCCACCUUGUGUUUACGCUUCUAACCACAGCUGGUUGAUCUUAACUCAAGAGGAGAAAUUUUGCCAGGUGCUUCUUGUCUCCAGAGAAGUGGAGUGGUAAUGACGAAGGGAGAAGUUGGCCAGAAAAUAAUUUUACUUUUUUUCUUCGCUACGUCUUGCUUUUGUUUUGUUGGCUAAUUGGAUGAUUGGGAUAGUUCCUGCCCUCUUGCUGUUACCGUUUUUUGUUCCCUCCUCCAUGCGCUGGUUUGGUUUAAUCCUAAUAAGCACGUUGUUUGUCUGAUGUUUGUAUAAAAAUGUACAUAGUGACAGUGUUUUAUUUUUUAAUCCACAAACUAGACGGUGGGUUAAAUUAAGUGUAGGUUUUUAUUUUCUUUUUGUUUUGUUUUCAGAUUAAAUUCUUUUUUGAAUUUAGAUUUUCACUUUUGCUGCACAGCCCUUUGCUUUUACCAGCUCCCUCACCAAUGAGAACACUUUUUCUUAUUUUUUCAUUUCUGCCUCAUUCAGCCCAUCAAACAUGCAGCCGAAAUCCAGUUUGUCGCGCUUGCAGUAAAUGUUCUGUGUUGUCAAAUAUUUAAACAUCGAAUCGUAACCAUACACACUGUCUUGGUUGCACUUUUGUUAAAAUUAGGUACUUCCCCAAACUAUUUUCCUUUUGAAUUUAAUAUCAUAACUCACCAACAUGUUUUGUGUCUUAAACUCUUUUCCCACUAUCCAAAAUGUAUAGUUUUUGAUUUUUCUGUGAAUUACGCAGCCAUUCGUUCUGACAUCUCCGAAUAAAAUAUAUCAACUCCUA